Molecule: messenger RNA, 912 nt
Organism: Aspergillus luchuensis
Lineage: Eukaryota; Fungi; Ascomycota; Eurotiomycetes; Eurotiales; Aspergillaceae
Exons: 2
Coding region: 1-912 (303 amino acids)
Source: RefSeq, a predicted model, not a curated record
AUGCUGGUGGAUUUAGAGAAUCAAGUAAGUGAUAUAGUCCUGGAUCAGUACCAAAUUGAUCGCAGUCAUAUGGGACUAUAUUUUCUUGAAAACCUUGAAAAUGAAGGACAGAGAACUACAGGAGCAGAUAUAUAUGGGCCACGAACACUGUUUCCCGCUGAUGUCCCAAUUCUUUUUCAACCCAUGUCCCGAGCGGAGCUUGAAAAGUACCCCAUUUUACCGUCAAAACAGCCGAGAAUGAGGGACUACGACCCCGCCAUUGCCGGUGAAUCGCCAAGUUCCCAGAAACACCGCAUAUACCAAUGGGCCUACCAUUUAUUAGGCUGGGUGGAAGACUCCGUGAGUCAAUGCGGAGUAAGAGAAAACGCGAAAACUUUAGAUGAACGACUACAUAGGCAAAGAAAACUGAAAAACAUACACUGGCCCGAUCCGUUCUAUCUAGGCUGCAUGCUGUUUGGGGCAUACCCUUCUGUUCACGACCAAUGGGGAACAAUUCUUCGGAUCGAGCCAGAUAUGGUUGAUGGCCACCGUAUCUAUCCCCAUCUUACCAUUGGCCUAGCUCUAUCGCAUUGCGGGAAAGAGAGCUCCAUGCUCUACGAGGAACUCGCAGUGAUUAUAUCUGCUAUGCAAUGCCGGGCUCUUCAGCCUCGGGUUCCAGAAGAUAAGGCUUUGUUUGAGGAGGAUAUUGAGACUAUAAAGUCCAUGCCUCGGGAGUUUGGGAAUGAAAAGACGUUUCCUCUUCUCCUUCUGUCAUUUCCGGGUCCCCAGAAUUUCCGUUGUUUUCAUGUCUGUAUGCGUGGGACUCGGAUGCUUAUUCUACAGUCUAAGCUAUACAGCUUCGAAAAAAAGGAGACUGCGCCGAUUGAGCUUCUAGUACGCUUGGCAAUGAGCCAGCCGUUAUCAGAGAAUUAA